This is a messenger RNA of Patella vulgata (common limpet), 3887 nucleotides long. RefSeq lists its product as uncharacterized. Gene Ontology annotation, biological process: urea transmembrane transport. Lineage: Eukaryota; Metazoa; Mollusca; Gastropoda; Patellidae. Gene Ontology annotation, cellular component: plasma membrane. The coding region runs from base 450 to 2978 and encodes 842 amino acids. The transcript is spliced from 13 exons. The record is from RefSeq and is a predicted model, not a curated record. Gene Ontology annotation, molecular function: urea transmembrane transporter activity.
AUCAAUUAGUGGACAAACUAAAGAUAGAUGUCACAACAACCGGAGAAAAUGGAAUUUUACGUUAUUUACCCACAUUUAUCACUCUUUCAAUGAAGUGCCAAUGUAGCGUUUUGUAUACCACAACUAACAAUGCAUUUAUCGUCUAUUUCAGAUUGGCUCGCUAGCCUGGAGGUCGGGUGUUCGAUCCCUGCAUUGGCCGAGAAAGUUCAUCCCGAUUUUCCGGCGUGGUUUCCCCUUGUCAGUGAUGCAGGACGGAGGGCCUGGCAAGAACAGCUGUCUAGUUGGAAUUCGAUAUAAGAGUAGGCGAUAGUGCCGCUGCCCGGGCAAAAUUUCCCUCAUAGCACACUGUAUGGCGUAUGCCCGUCUUCAUUAGCCCAGGUUAGGAGCAGAACAGUAGGACGUUAAACCCCAUUUCAUUUUUAUUUCAGAUAUCCGACCAAAAACUAAAUAUGCCAGUGACAUUUUUCAACACAACCGAUUGCCAGGCGAUAGCUGAACGGAGUGAAAAUAUAACAGCAAAAGUUGGUAUCCAACCUUCAAUAGAGACAUGGGAGGCUCUGAUUAUCAUUGUAGGUACUGGAGCGAUGGCAUCUGCUAUGGCCUGGACCUUUAGUUUUAUUAGAAAAUACAUCUAUAAUGAUAAGAAUUCCCUCGAUACCUCGUUUGAUGCGGGUGGUAAAGUGAAUGUCGGAUUAACUGCUACAACUCUUGUAUCACAGUGGACCUGGGCAGCUACCUUACUACAGUCUUCUACAGUCGGCAGCAAGUAUGGAGUUAGUGGAACAUUUUGGUACGCUGCUGGAGCAACAAUACAGAUCCUGUUAUUCUCUAUGUUAGCCGUACAGUUAAAGAUACGUGCACCUGGUGCCAAGACAUUCCUGCAACUAAUCAGAGCCAGAUUUGGUGCCAGAUGUCAUAAAAUAGUUUGUGUUUUUGCACUGGUUACCAAUGUUAUUGUCACCUCAAUGUUGAUGUUGGGCGGUGCGGCAGUUAUAACAAGUUUAGUUAAAGGUAUGAGUGUGCAGUAUGCUACAACAUUAGUAGCGUUUAUAACUGGUGCUUAUACUAUGAUUGGUGGAUUAGGUGCCACGUUCUAUGUAUCAUAUUUUAAUACAGCUAUAAUAUACAUAGUUACCAUCAUAUUUCUGAAUAAAGUCUACAGUGAUGGCGAUGACGAGACUAAUCCGUUGGGUAGUGUAGAAAAGGUGUAUAAUCUGGUGUCAUGUAGUUUGGCACCUGAGGGUAAUCUGGAUGGUAGCUACCUUACGAUAGUCUCUUAUCCAGGAUUAAUGUUUGGCCUUAUCAAUAUUGUUGGCAAUUUUGGUACUGUUUUCGUCGACCAGUCAUACUGGCAAAGUGCUGUAGCAGCUAAACCGAAACAAGGCGUAAUCGGCUUCUUGUUGGGAGGAUUAUCAUGGUUCGCCAUCCCCUUCUCUCUAGCUACAACCAUGGGACUGGCUUAUGUUGCUUUAAGUACCAGACAAGGUGUUCCAUUACUAGUCGAUGCUGAUGUCGAUGCAGGGUUGGUACCACCGAUUGUAGCUCAAACCUUACUAGGGAAAAAGGGAGAGCUUUUAAUGUUGGUUAUGAUAUUGAUGGCUAUAACGUCAACAGGGUCAUCAGAGGUCAUGGCUGUGACGUCAAUUCUGGUGUUCGAUGUCUACGCUCUGUAUUUGAAGCCAUAUCGCUUAACCACUGAUACCAACAGUUGUAUUCUUUGUGGAAAGGGUCGUGGUCGAAUGGCGAACCCACGUGAUAAAUGUAAAUGUCAGAGUAUGACGCAUUGUUCAGCAUGUCACCAGGAUGACAAAAACCGGCUUGCAAUUAAUCGAGCUAUAAAACCAGAAUAUAAGUGUGCCGUCCAUGGUCAAUAUCGAGUGUAUUUAGACUUAUUAAAUGGUUUGAAGAAUUGGUGUCUUGUGUGGGUGUCCAUGUCUAUUAUACCGUUAACCAUUGUUUUAGAUAUCAUGAGUUUAAGUCUUGGUUGGGUCUACUUAUUUAUGGGGGUUUUGAUUGGAUCCGCAGUAAUACCCAUCGGAUUGGCCAUGUAUUGGGAACGUCUGACAUCGUGUGCUAUGAUAUCUGGGAGUAUAUCGGGAACUGUUUUGGCGCUAAUAGUAUGGAUGUCAGUAGCUUCCACAUAUGAAGGUGGCCUUUCAAACUUCAUAGCGAACACAGGUAAAGAAUUGUCUAUGCUGUGUGGGAACUUAACCGCCAUCUUGUCCGGAGGCAUAAUUACCAUCGUUUUAUCUUUGGUUACUAACCGUAACUUCUCCCCAGCAGCGGGAAAAGAAAUCUGGGAAAACACGAGAGAUAUAGAUAAUCCACUUAAUCCGUGGACAGAAACAUAUUCAAAAGAUUUGAAUCUAAUUGGAGCUCAUCAAUUAGAUAACAGACCAUCAUUAGAUGAAGUGGCUAAAACGUUUAAAUACGCUAAAUUACUAGCGGUUGGUGGGUCAGUGACGUUAACCAUAUUAUUGGUAGUUAUAUGGCCAAGUAUAAUGGUUGCAGUUGAAGUCAUGUCUUUGACUAGUUUCAGGAGCUGGGUCGCAUUAUCUGAUGCUUGGGCGUACCUAGCGACUAUUGCUAUGGUAACUAUUCCGUUGACGAACGAAGCUUACGAUAUUUUCCAAACCUUUAGAAGCCGGAACCAUCGAGUCUGUAACGAUGAAGAGUCUUUGUUCAAAGAUAAAUUAGAUACGAAAGGUUGUCCCGAUGACAACGUGCCCACCAAAACAAGGGGUACUAUUACUGUCACGGGCAUAACAGUGGACGAAACAGCGGGAGGCAACUCUCACGUGAACAACGAUAAAAUGGCAACAACGGGGACAAUAGAACAGGUGAAGGAAGUUGAGGAAGAGAUUCAACAAAUAUCGGAAAUACCUGAUGAAAUGAAACUAAAAUCCGGUUACGUCAUUCCACCCCCAGAUGCUAAUGAAUCUGUUGCGUCGGAUCCCAGAUCUCCGGUUUUUGAAUAAAAUGGGAAUUAAUUCUACAACUAAACCCUUUAAAAAUUGGUAACAAUGUAAUAAUUGUAACGGUCAUUAAGGAUUCGUCGCCGUUAAAGCAUGCUCAAGUUACAGGCCCACAACGAAUUAGUAACGCUAAAGUACAAGUGCGAAUUUAAGAAGUCUCUUCAAAUCGAAUAAUAUACAUAUAUACACCCAUAGAAGCUAGGGCAUCAAUAAAGAGACCGUCUCUACAAAUAACGAUAAUCCGUCCUCAGUAUUAUUACUCGAAUGACAAUGAUAAUCGUGCUUGGUGACUAUGGGGAAAAUGGGCGGUGAUUAGGGAUGAACCGGCCAGAAAGUCGAUAUUUUGACUAUUGAUAAUUCAACUAUCCAUCUGUAUAGUGAGAGAAUUUCAUACUUAUAAUUAAAACAGCUUUAGUCAGUCAGCAUAACUUCAAAUCAUUUUCGAUUUUGUAUAGCGUCGGCAUGAAUUUUUCCUGCAAUAACAUUAAUAUAAAAGCGGAGCUAUAAUGGCAAGUAGGCUAUUAUAAAGUCUAAAGAAACCAGUAUUUUGUUGUUUAGAAAUUAUGCUAUCUGACCAAAAUAAAAUGUAAAAUUUACCAUUUUGUGUGUAUCCCUAUUUGUCACCCCAUUAACGCCUUAUAAAUACAUGUUUGAAAAAGACUCUUCUUUGACCUUGAUAAUUAAGAUAACCGAGCCGUUAAUAACAUUAUCCGUAUUGCACGUGUAGCUAACAAGAGAUAGUGAUAGGUAAAGUCGCAUUUAUGUAAAGGAUGGGAAUAUAUUUGUGUAUACGUUACAUAACAUUUAUUGGACUAUUUUUUAUAUUUAAAAAAAAAAACAGAUAGAUCUCAACAUGGACUUCAUCGUCAGUGGUACAAACACGUGUCUCUGGUGAUGGCGUGGUGGGAGGAG